GAGACGCAACAAAGAGCGACAGUAGUGGGCCUUGCUAUCAGCGUGGCUUACUAUAGCUUUAAGAACUUAAAAUAGGGUCUGGGUCUUUAAAAUGAAUUUUGCAGUUAUUAUAGAGAUGAUAGACUAAGUUUUCUAUUUGUACGACUUACAUUUCUGCACUAAAUUUGCAAAAAGAUGUAAGAGCGUCCAUUGAAAUAUGUUUGACAAUCGGAUCAGGGCCGUAAGCAACCCAACAUUUUUCAUAUUUUAUGCCUCCUGUUUAUUUCAAGCUAUGUUUCAUUUCGUUGAGAAUUUUUGAGGCGUCCUGAAGUAAGAGAAAACAACUUUAGCAGUGAUGGAGCCGCAGCUCUCGAAUAACAAAGAGGAGGUGGAGAAUGAGACGGCCAUGGAGAAAUCCGCGGGACAGAGUACCGCAUCCACCCCGUGCAGGGCAUUCAGAGGACGCGGGGACGGGUGCUUGAAGACCGAAGUGACUUGCCCACCCGAAACAAACGGAGCUGCGACGAGCGUGGCGGGUUCCGGGCGGGUUUUACGUGACAGGUCAACGAGAACGAUUCCUGUGUGGAGGCAGAGCGAUAUCGGGGAGGACCGGGAUGAAGUCACACGCGAUGCUGCGGCGAAUCGCCGGAGGAAAGCGAAAUGCCCGCGGCGUAGGAAGAGCGCAGCAACCGCCGCAGGUUCAUCGGAUGCGGGCAGAGAGUGCGGCGGCGACUGCGACCUGCCGGAUGAGUUUGAAGAAAACAAGGAUGCGCUGGUUAAUCGAGCGGCCCGCGGCAGACGGGUGCAGGUGCGCUCAGGGGCCCGCACCUGCCGGGGCUCGCCUAGGACUGUGUUUAAAAUUGAGCCAGAAAUGGACAUUGACUAUGUGGAGGCCAAUAAAGCAGUCGAAAAGACAGGAACAAGUGUGGAGAAAAAGGAAGAGGAGAGCAUGGAUGAUGAGGUCGUUGUAGAAGAGGAAGAGAGUCAAUUUUUGGAUGAUCCAAAAGAUGAAAACUACCUGCCCCAUUCACAUAGUGAGGAAGAGGACAUCAUCAGCAGUGAUGAAGAUGUCCCUUUUAGAGAUGACCUGAAUGACCAGAGCUAUGAUCCUAAGGAUUUUCCGAAGUCGAGGCGCAGACCCCCUACUAGACUGAAGGAGAAGAAAGACAAGGCUGCAGUGCCAGAGACUGCAACAGAGCAAGAGACAGAGAUCAAAACUGAGGGAGGGGAGAGCACAGGUGUGCAGACUGCUGCUGAAGUUGAGGAAGGUGCCGAGCCACCCAGGAAAAGAGGGCGAAGAAAGAAAGAUGAUAAAAGUCCUCGUCUUCCUAAGAGAAGGAAAAAGCCGCCUGUGCAGUAUGUGCGUUGUGAAAUGGAAGGAUGUGGUACAGUGCUAGCCCAUCCGCGCUACUUACAGCAUCACAUCAAAUACCAACACCUGAUGAAGAAGAAGUACGUCUGCCCUCAUCCCUCAUGCGGACGACUCUUCCGGCUGCAGAAACAACUACUGCGGCAUGCCAAGCACCACACCGAUCAGAGAGACUAUAUCUGUGAGUUCUGUGCUCGCGCCUUCAAGAGCUCUCACAACCUGGCUGUACAUCGAAUGAUACACACCGGAGAGAAACCACUGCAGUGUGAAAUCUGUGGUUUCACUUGCCGUCAGAAGGCCUCCCUUAACUGGCACAUGAAGAAGCACGACGCCGAUGCCACGUACCAGUUCUCCUGCAGCAUCUGCGGCAAGAAGUUCGAAAAGAAGGACAGUGUAGUGGCUCACAAAGCCAAGAGCCACCCCGAGGUGCUCAUUGCUGAGGCCCUGGCCGCCAAUGCCGGAGCACUCAUCACCACUCCUGCUGGAGUCACCACGCUGCUGGAGACCUCCACGAGCUUCAUGCAGGCAGAGCAGGUGGUCCCUGAGGCUCAGGGGAGCUCUGCGAUACCUGCAGAUCAGGUAGCCCCAGUGACGCACGUGGGUCCAGUGAUGGUUGUGGAUCAGGAUCACCCGCUACACACCAUGCAGGUACCGGUGACCCUGGCCUUGUCGUCGACAGAAGAGGAAAACAGCGCUCACUCGCAGCAGACGUCCGCUCACUCUCUGCAGAUGCCACUACAGUUUGUUUCGACUCCCGUCUCGCAGCAACACCAUAUCCAGCAGCUACCCAUUCAGCCCUCCACUACCAGCGUCACCCAGCAGGCCGCUUUGGUCCAGCAGCUGCCCAUUCAGUCCUACAGCCCUCAAUCCCAGAUUGUACACAUGGCCUUCAGAGCUCUUCCUCAGCAGCAGCUCCCACUGGUUUCUGUUGCACAGCAGCUGCCUCUUCAAACCACCCAGUCACAUCAAAACCAGAUCCUCCCUAGACCCCCAAGCCACAACCCGGCUCCCAAUACUUCCCUACUCUCCCAAACCCUGCCUGCUGACUCCCGGAGCGUUUUGGGAUUCGGGAGCGAUCCUGCAUCCUUAUCUGCAUCUCCCCAGUCUUCCACUACUCCUUCAGAGACGAGACAGGUGGUCUGGGAGGGAGACGGGACUAAUGAGAAUGGAAAUGGGGGUGGGGUUUGGGAGGUGGGUGGAGAGCGGGAGGAGCAAAACAUGACGGACAGUUCAGACGGCCAAAUACAGCGUGUUCUGAUGUAGUGAAGGAAGGAUGUUGAAGGUGUAACUUGGGAAGAUAGUGAGAUGACUGUUAUGUGUCGCGCUCCUACAAUGCCCUGAAGUUAAAUAUAUAGAGUCAUAAAUAUAUUGUGUGUAAUCGCAUUAACUUUUGGUAGCUUUGUAGAAAUGUCUGUACCAGGGAGAGUGUGUUUGAGUUAUUGUCAUUGUUCAUUUUGUAUAUAAACAGUUAUAGUCCUCUCCGACAACCACAUCUGUUUUGUGUGUGUGUGAGUGUGUUGUUUUGUGGCUGUAGAGGCUUCCACAGAACUUAAUUCACUUUAGUCUAUGUGAGUAAAGCCAUUGUGUGUAAGCAAACUUGUGCCAUCAAGUGGCUUGAAUUGGUACUGUCGAAAUUGGGGAUGCACCCAUAUUACAGCCGAUAAUUAUUUUCAUGUUAUGGUCAAUAUUAAA
Molecule: messenger RNA, 3040 nt
Organism: Sinocyclocheilus rhinocerous
Lineage: Eukaryota; Metazoa; Chordata; Actinopteri; Cypriniformes; Cyprinidae
Product: E3 ubiquitin-protein ligase ZFP91-like
Exons: 12
Coding region: 335-2611 (758 amino acids)
Biological process (GO): regulation of transcription by RNA polymerase II
Cellular component (GO): nucleus
Molecular function (GO): DNA-binding transcription factor activity, RNA polymerase II-specific; sequence-specific DNA binding
Source: RefSeq, a predicted model, not a curated record